AUGGCGGAAAGCGCCUCCAAAACCCUAAAAAAAAUCCCCGCCGCCACCGGACGUGUCCGGUCGCCGCCGGACGGAUCCCGCCGCCGCCCGCAGCCACUCCGCGCCUGCCACGUGGCGUCCGCGCCGCCGGCGGCCCGCGCCGGGCCGUACGCCGCCCCGCGGCCCGCGCGCGCCACCCCGCCGCGCGCCUCGCCUCCACCCUCCUGCGCCGGCACCGCCGUGCCCCGCCGCCGCCGCCUCGCCGCCGUGCUCCACCAGCCCUGCCGCUCGCCGCCGUCUGCCGGUGCCGCCGCCUCGGUGCCCCGUCGCCGCCUCCCCGACCGCCGGUGCCCGAGCCCCGGCUUCCUCUCCGUCCCCUCCGGCCGGACUCCUCCACCUCCUCCCGUCGCAACUCCGGCCGCCGGCAGCAACUCCGGCGAGAGCCACGACGAACCAUAG
Molecule: messenger RNA, 438 nt
Organism: Aegilops tauschii subsp. strangulata
Lineage: Eukaryota; Viridiplantae; Streptophyta; Magnoliopsida; Poales; Poaceae
Source: RefSeq, a predicted model, not a curated record